Penicillium pulvis is the source of this 1434-nucleotide messenger RNA. Its product is annotated as cytochrome P450. Gene Ontology annotation, molecular function: oxidoreductase activity, acting on paired donors, with incorporation or reduction of molecular oxygen; monooxygenase activity; heme binding. Bases 1 to 1434 code for a protein of 477 amino acids. NCBI's taxonomy places the organism in Eukaryota, Fungi, Ascomycota, Eurotiomycetes, Eurotiales, Aspergillaceae. The record is from RefSeq and is a predicted model, not a curated record. The transcript has 2 exons.
AUGACGUUGAGCACAGCCUUAUGGGUGGUACCACUGGUGUUCAUUGGCCUAAUUUGCAAAUGGGUUUAUAGACUCUACUGUCAUCCUUUAUCUAAAAUCCCCGGACCGAAAAUUGCGGCAUGUACCUCACUAUGGCUUGCCUAUCAUACUUAUAUCGGUAACGAGUGCACGGCCGUCUACAGUCUCCAUCGCAGAUAUGGCCCGGUAUUGCGCGUCGGUCCCAAUGACGUCGAUAUCUCUAACGCAGAUGCCAUCGAGCCAGUUUACGUCGCUCGAGGCGGAUUCCCAAAGUCUGACGUGUACUCCAAAUUCGAUAUCGACGGUCACAAUACCAUAUUUUCCACGCUCACUCUUCCCGAGAGAGCGACAAGAGCCAAGGCUGUCGCAUCACUGUUUUCCACCGCUUCCCUCCGACAAGCCGAACCUCUUUUAUCACAGGUUUUUGACGAUUUCAUCGCCAGACUUCGACUUGAAGCGAAAAAGGGAGAACCAGUCAACGUGUUAAAUAUUUGCCGAUGCAUGGCCAUCGAUGCCAUUAGUGUGUAUCUGUUCCAGCAUCGCUAUGGGGCUCUCGAUGAGGACUCCGGGGUCAUGUCCGCAUCUCCCUUUGUGGACGCAUAUGUCGGCGUCGGUGCAUUCUUCAACCUCGCUCCCGGGAGAAUAGGAGACCUUAUAAUGGCAAUCUCGGAAAGGAUGACAUCUACUGACAUGACGAAGAAAGCGUUCGAUCUAAUAGACCGCUUUACGGGGCAACUUGUAGCCGUCGCAACGCCCAAAAGUGGGAGUUAUCAAAGCCGCCUUUUGGAGAAGCAGACAUCUCUCCAGUCUCAGAUCGAAGUGAAGGACCUUUGUUUUGCUGGCACCGACUCAACUAGUAUGAACACAGCAACGAUAAUGUGGUAUCUUUCCAAAUGUCCGAAAAUAUACCGUCGACUUCGCGAAGAGAUACAAAGUACUGUUGCGAAAGGUGCAGAUCCUAUGACCUGUAGCUAUCUUCGUGGAACGAUUAGAGAGGGACUACGAUUAUCAUGGGCCAACCCCAUCCGACUCCCCCGAGCAGUACCCGUUGGUGGCUGGACCUAUCACGAUUAUCACCUCCCAAAGGGCACAAGUGUCGGGGUUGCCUCAUUUCAACUGCACCAAGACGAGAAAAUCUUCCCGAACCCACUUUGCUUUAUGCCUGACCGAUGGCUGGAUCCCACACAGGACAUGCUCGACCAUUUCUUUGCGUUCGGCAAGGGGUCUAGAGCAUGCAUCGCGCAGAAUCUAGGCACACUUGAGGUCACAAUGGCAAUCUUCAGAAUCGUCAAGGCAGAUCUGCUUUGUGACGCGAAAGUUUUUGACGAAUCAAUCCAGAUCAAACAGUGGUUUAAUUCCCGUGUCAGGGGGGAAGAGAUUUUGAUCCAAUUCCGCCCUGAGCUAGCUGAUAAUUGA